Peromyscus eremicus (cactus mouse) is the source of this 966-nucleotide messenger RNA. RefSeq names its product olfactory receptor 4Q3-like. Lineage: Eukaryota; Metazoa; Chordata; Mammalia; Rodentia; Cricetidae. The record is from RefSeq and is a predicted model, not a curated record. Gene Ontology annotation, biological process: G protein-coupled receptor signaling pathway. Gene Ontology annotation, cellular component: membrane. Gene Ontology annotation, molecular function: G protein-coupled receptor activity; olfactory receptor activity.
AUGAUGUUGUUCGAUAUCCUGGGCUUGAAGAAAAAUGAAAAUAACUCUGAGGUGUCACGAUUUGUACUUCUGGGCCUGUCAUCUUCCUGGGAGCUGCAGUUAUUUCUCUUCUUAGCAUUUUUAUUGAUUUAUGUUGUUACUGUCCUGGGAAACCUUUUGAUAGUGUUGGUGGUACAGGCUGAUGCUCACCUGCUCCAGUCACCCAUGUACUAUUUCCUAAGCUAUCUGUCUUUCAUUGACCUAUGCCUGAGCUGUGUUGCUGUCCCCAAAAUGCUAGGAGAUUUCCUACAGAAGGAGAAGACAAUAUCGUUUUCAGGAUGCCUGGCCCAGAUCUUCUUUCUUCACUUUCUGGGAGCCAGUGAGAUGUUUCUCCUGACUGUAAUGGCCUAUGAUAGGUAUGUCGCCAUAUGCAACCCUCUACACUACCUGACUGUCAUGAAUAACCACCUGCGUCUUCAGUUGGUGUUUGCCUGCUGGUGUGGAGGUUUCAUCCACUCUAUCACACAGGUCAUAAUUGUCAUCCAGCUGCCUUUCUGUGGUCCCAAUGAAUUGGACAACUUCUACUGUGACGUCCCCCAGGUCAUCAAGCUGGCCUGCAUGGACACUUACUUGGUGGAGGUGCUGAUGGUCUCUAACAGUGGCAUAUUGUCUCUUGUCUGCUUCUUGGUCCUGCUCUUUUCCUAUGCUCUCAUCCUGCUCACUCUGAGAACUCACCUCCAUCGGGGCCAGAGCAAGGCACUGUCCACCUGUGCCUCUCACCUGACAGUGGUCAGCUUGAUCUUUGUGCCCUGUGUAUUCAUCUAUUUGCGGCCAUUCUGCUCCUUCUCUGUGGAUAAAGUGGUCUCUGUGUUUUACACAGUGAUCACACCUAUGCUGAACCCCCUCAUCUACACACUCAGAAAUGCAGAUAUGAAGCGAGCUCUAGAAAAGCUGAGAAGGACAAGUGACAUCCCACUGCCUUGUUAA